CUGCCGUCUCCAUGGAGACGGAGCGGGGCGCGGGAGAGGAGCCCCCGGGCCCGGCCAUGGAGCCCGGAGCGCGGCGGGGGACGGAGACCCCCCGGGGGGUGGCUCUGACCGGCCGCGUGCCCCCAGGGCAUGGGGGGGAUACCGGGGACGUGACCCCCCCGUGCACGGUGAGGAUCCGGGGGGAUGUGCUGCUGCCUUUGGUGGCCCCGUGCCGUGGGGACACGGCUGAGGAGCCCCCCGGGAUGGUGGUGGGUGGGGGUGAGGAGCACCAGGAGAUGCUGGACACAGAUGAGGAGCAGCAGGAGGAGCUGGUGGCCACGGCCGAGGAGAUCCCGAAGGUGCUGGCCAUGGCCAAGGAGCCCCCCGGGGUGCCGGCCCCGAUGCCCGUGGAGGAGCCAAGGCAGGUCGUGCCCCGCGGAAGCUGCUUGAUCCGCAACUGGCAGGAGGAGAGAGCCACCAACGGCCUGGACCGGGUGCUGGCGCCGGAGAUGGGCAGCGAGGGCUUCGUCCACCGGCACGGCCACCGCGGGCUGCUGGCCCGCCAGCCACCAGCCCAGCCGCCCCCCAGCACCACCUCCGAGCACACCUUCCGCCCGCCCCACCGCAUCCCGAUGCUGGCAAGAGGGCAGCGGGAGGCCCUGCUGGAGCUGAUGCUCUACCAGAAGUACAGGCGGGAGCUGCUGGAGGAGAGGUGCCCACCCCGUGCGCCCAUGGAGAGGCUCUCCACCACGCACCGGGAUUUCCAGGCGGGGGGCUUCCAGCCCACGCCGCUGCCCACCACCCAGCCCCACAACUACCACACGGAGCAGCCCCGCAGCUUCUGGCUGGAGCAAGCCCGCAGCGUGCCCGGCGUCACCUGCAUCCGCACCGGGGACAGCCCCUUUCGGAGGAACGCCGCCUUCUCCACCCCCUUCGCCGAGUACCUGGAGCAGCCCCUGCCCCACGGGGUGCGGCCGAGCAAGCAAUAAAGAGCAGGCGGUGUCCCUGCGCUGCCACCC
Cygnus olor (mute swan) is the source of this 998-nucleotide messenger RNA. It is a transcript of the gene SPAG8, whose product is annotated as sperm associated antigen 8. Gene Ontology annotation, molecular function: microtubule binding. The transcript has 7 exons. The record is from RefSeq and is a predicted model, not a curated record. Gene Ontology annotation, cellular component: nucleus; cytoplasm. Lineage: Eukaryota; Metazoa; Chordata; Aves; Anseriformes; Anatidae. Gene Ontology annotation, biological process: positive regulation of transcription by RNA polymerase II. The coding region runs from base 12 to 968 and encodes 318 amino acids.